This is a messenger RNA of Prunus avium (sweet cherry), 1367 nucleotides long. It is a transcript of the gene TOM1, whose product is annotated as tobamovirus multiplication 1. The record is from RefSeq and is a predicted model, not a curated record. Lineage: Eukaryota; Viridiplantae; Streptophyta; Magnoliopsida; Rosales; Rosaceae. Gene Ontology annotation, cellular component: plant-type vacuole membrane.
UUCUCUGUUCCUUUCUCCGCUUCUCAACAUUUUGACCUUCGCUGAGCUUCUCGGCCUCGGAGGAGCUCCCGCCCAAUAUGACGAGAAUGCCAUUCACAUUCACCUCCGCGCCCAUGGAGCUCGCCUAUUUCCUCUCCAAUUGGUGGGACGAGAUCAACGAGAACACCCGAUGGCAGGACGGCAUCUUCUACGCUCUCUGCGCUGCAUACGCCCUUGUCUCCUCCGUCGCUCUGUUUCAACUAAUAAGGAUUGAAUUGAGAGUGCCCGAAUACGGUUGGACUACGCAGAAGGUUUUUCAUCUUAUGAACUUCAUUGUUAAUGGAGUACGAGCAAUUGUUUUCGGAUUUCAUCAUCAAGUGUUUGCUUUGCACCCGAAGGUACUAAUAUUGAUCUUGUUGGAUCUUCCUGGACUGCUGUUCUUCUCUACGUACACACUUCUUGUUCUCUUCUGGGCAGAGAUAUAUCACCAGGCAAGAAGUUUACCAACAGAUAAGCUCAGGGUUGUUUAUAUUUCAGUCAAUGCUGCAAUGUACUUUAUACAGGUUUGCAUCUGGAUAUACCUCUGGAUAGACGACAACAGUGUAGUGGAGUUCAUUGGAAAGAUAUUCAUUGCAGCUGUGUCAUUUGUGGCUGCCCUAGGAUUUUUGAUAUACGGAGGAAGGUUAUUUUUCAUGCUGAGACGCUUCCCCAUUGAAUCUAAAGGGAGAAGGAAGAAACUUCACGAGGUUGGAUCUGUUACAGCGAUAUGUUUCACUUGCUUUCUCGUAAGAUGCUUUGUGGUUGUCCUAUCUGCUUUUGAUACAGAUGCAUCACUUGAUGUUUUGGAUCAUCCAAUUUUGAAUGUGAUCUAUUACAUGCUGGUUGAGAUCCUGCCUUCAGCUCUAGUCCUUUACAUCUUGCGCAAAUUGCCCCCGAAGAGAGUAUCAGCUCAGUAUCAUCCUAUCCGUUAGCCUGGUCUAUCUAUUCUUUGUGUUAAUUUUGCCCCCCCUAGUAAAAUUCUUUACGGAUUGGGAGUUUGGUGCUAAUGAAAUUGAGCGACAGUAGGAAAGCCAGAAAAACAGACCAGAAGCAGUAUUCUGGUGUGGCUCAUGAUGCCGGCAUUUUUUUAGAUGUAUGUAUAUUACACGGCUCUCCGGAGCUAGCCAAGGGAAAAUAGUUAAAUUAAUUCCAUGGUUAUUUUGACAGUUAGCGGUUUAUUUGAUCAACAUGUGACAAAAGGAAAUGUUCUUGUAAUUUUAUUGUAGGUGUUGUUUCUGUUUGUUUUUAGAGUUUCACAUCAUGGUUUGUUGAAGCAGAAAUAAUGCUUCUCUUUGCCCUCAGUAGACAAUUGAUGUGAUAUAAUAUAAAGUACAUUUUUUUAAUGCCCA